AUGGCCACCGCUGCAAUUGAGCCCGUUCUGAAGGGCGCUGCCUCAAGCAACUCUCGAGGCCUGCUCCGUGUUACCAUUCUGGUGCUCAUCGCCGCUGCUGCUGUUUCCAGUCGACUCUUUAGCGUGAUAAGAUUUGAGAGUAUAAUACACGAGUUCGACCCUUGGUUCAAUUUCAGAGCAACUAAAUAUCUUGUGAAGCAUGGCUUUUACCGCUUCUGGGACUGGUUCGAUGACCGGACAUGGCACCCCCUUGGGCGUGUUACUGGUGGUACUUUAUACCCUGGUUUAAUGGUUACCAGCGGUGUCAUAUAUCAUAUUCUUCGAUUCCUCUCGAUUCCAGUUGAUAUCCGAAACAUCUGCGUGAUGCUUGCUCCCGGCUUCUCUGGCUUGACGGCCAUAGCCAUGUAUCUUCUUACUUGCGAAAUGUCUCCGUCACCAUCAGCUGGGCUUCUUGCUGCAGCUUUCAUGGGUAUUGUCCCAGGUUACAUUUCUCGCUCCGUCGCUGGUAGUUACGACAAUGAAGCUAUUGCGAUCUUCCUUCUCGUCUUUACAUUUUUCCUCUGGAUUAAGGCAGUGAAGAACGGAUCAAUUAUGUGGGGUGUACUGACGGCUUUAUUUUAUGGAUACAUGGUAUCUGCCUGGGGCGGAUAUGUCUUCAUUACUAAUUUGAUUCCCCUUCACGUCUUUGUACUUAUAUGUAUGGGCCGAUACAGUUCGCGCCUUUAUAUCAGCUACACCACCUGGUAUGCGCUGGGGACUUUAGCCAGCAUGCAAAUCCCCUUUGUCGGAUUCCUGCCUAUUCGAAGCAGUGAUCACAUGUCGGCAUUAGGAAUCUUCGGCCUCAUCCAGGUGGUGGCAUUUGUGGAGUUCCUUCGUAGCCAGGUACCAGGGAAACAAUUCCAAACCCUACUAACGAGCUUGGUAUUGCUCAUCUUCGGCGUUUCCUUCCUUGGCCUUGUCCUUCUCACCGUCUCGGGUGUCAUCGCCCCCUGGAGUGGCCGGUUCUACUCUCUGUGGGAUACCGGCUAUGCUAAAAUCCAUAUCCCGAUUAUUGCUUCCGUUUCUGAGCAUCAGCCAACAGCUUGGCCUGCAUUCUUCUUCGACCUUAACAUGUUAAUCUGGCUCUUCCCGGCCGGUGUAUAUUUGUGCUUCCGCAAACUAAAGGACGAGCACGUGUUCGUUAUUAUCUAUGCCGUCCUCGCGAGCUACUUCGCCGGUGUAAUGGUGCGAUUGAUGCUUACCCUCACACCCAUUGUCUGCGUAGCAGCCGCAAUGGUUCUGUCGCACAUCCUGGAUACCUACCUCCUUACCUCUCCACCAGAGCCGGAUGACAGCGACAAGCCAUCCCAAGGCGGUCUCCUUUCUGCACGGAAGCAGGUUGUGGGCAUUUACUCCAAGCUUUCAAAGGGAUUGAUAUCUACAUCCGUCGUUGUCUACCUUCUCUUGUUUGUGGCUCAUUGUACUUGGGUGACGUCAAACGCAUACUCAUCCCCCUCUGUUGUUCUGGCAAGUAAAUUACUAGACGGAAGUCAAUUCAUCAUUGACGACUUCCGUGAAGCCUACUACUGGCUACGCCAAAAUACUCCCGAGAACGCUAAGAUCAUGUCGUGGUGGGAUUAUGGUUAUCAGAUUGGCGGCAUGGCUGAUCGCCCUACUCUUGUCGAUAACAACACAUGGAAUAACACCCAUAUUGCAACUGUCGGCAAAGCAAUGAGCUCGCGCGAGGAAGUCAGCUAUCCCAUCCUCCGGCAACACGAUGUUGAUUACGUGUUGAUCGUCUUUGGCGGAUUGCUGGGAUACUCUGGCGAUGAUCUCAAUAAGUUCCUAUGGAUGGUUCGUAUUGCCGAAGGCAUUUGGCCAGAUGAAGUGAAGGAACGUGAUUUCUUCACUGCCAGAGGCGAAUACCGCGUCGAUGAAGAAGCGACCCCAACCAUGCGGAACAGUCUAAUGUAUAAAAUGUCCUAUUACAACUUCAACGCCCUCUUCCCUGGUGGCGAAGCGGCAGAUCGUGUGCGUGGUGUGCGUCUUCCAGCUCAAGGGCCCCAGUUGACUACGCUCGACGAAGCUUUCACCAGCGAAAACUGGAUCAUCAGAAUUUACAAGGUCAAGGACCUUGAUAACGUUGGGCGAGACCAUAAUAGUGCCGCCGCGUUCGACAAGGGCCACAAGAAGAAGAAAGCAUUGAAGAAGCGAGGGCCAAGGGUUUUGAGAACCGAAUAG
Blastomyces dermatitidis ER-3 is the source of this 2220-nucleotide messenger RNA. RefSeq names its product dolichyl-diphosphooligosaccharide-protein glycosyltransferase. Lineage: Eukaryota; Fungi; Ascomycota; Eurotiomycetes; Onygenales; Ajellomycetaceae. Gene Ontology annotation, biological process: post-translational protein modification. Gene Ontology annotation, cellular component: membrane. Gene Ontology annotation, molecular function: dolichyl-diphosphooligosaccharide-protein glycotransferase activity. The transcript is spliced from 6 exons. The record is from RefSeq and is a predicted model, not a curated record. The coding region runs from base 1 to 2220 and encodes 739 amino acids.